Molecule: messenger RNA, 3228 nt
Organism: Xylaria bambusicola
Lineage: Eukaryota; Fungi; Ascomycota; Sordariomycetes; Xylariales; Xylariaceae
Exons: 6
Coding region: 1-3228 (1075 amino acids)
Biological process (GO): nucleoside metabolic process
Molecular function (GO): catalytic activity; protein binding
Source: RefSeq, a predicted model, not a curated record
AUGGAUUCCGACGAAUGGCAGGCAAAUAUCACAUGUGUGCCUCAAAAGCGUCCUUUCGAACAAGAUCCGGUUGAGUCGAAGCGAAGAAACCAUGGUUCCGAACAUCUGGAUGACUAUACUGUUGGCUGGAUCUGUGCUCUUCCUAUCGAGAUGGCGGCGGCAAAGUGUAUGCUGCAAGUCAUCCACGGUAAUCUGGAGAAGAGCCCCAGCGACAGCAACGCAUAUAUCUUGGGCAGUCUUCACAGCCACAAUGUAGUCAUUGCCUGUUUACCAAUGGCCGGGUACGGCACAAAUAAUGCCGCCAUCGUGGCGAGCAAUAUGCGCCGGACGUUUCCCUUCAUACGAAUGUUCCUACUAGUCGGAAUAGGUGGUGGUGUCCCAGAUAUUGAGCAUGACGUACGACUUGGCGACGUAGUGAUCAGCACAGGCGUAAUCCAGUACGACAUAGGCAAGACUAUUCAGCAAGGCCUUUUCCAAGCAACCGGUGUUAUUCGUCGGCCCAUGCCAACCCUCAUGACUGUCGUUUCGGCAUUACGAGCACGACAUGAAUCAGAGCCCUCCCAGAUUCCCGAUAUUCUUUCUGAUAUGCGAAGACGUUACCCCACUAUGAGAGAAUACACCGAUCUCGAGCGACUCCAGGAUUUAUUGUUCGAUAGUGCCUAUGACCAUGCCGAGUCGAGUGAAAAUUGUAAUGACUGUGAUAGAUUAAGAUUGAAGCACCGGCCUAUGCGAAAUGAUCAGCACCCACAAAUCCAUUACGGAAUCAUUGCCUCUGGAAACCAAGUCAUGAAGCAUGCUAGGACAAGGGACCGAUUGGCGCAAGAGUACAAGGCUAUUUGUUUUGAAAUGGAGCCGGCCGGCCUAAUGGAGAGCUUUCAGUGUUUAGUUAUCCGUGGAGUCUGCGACUACUCAGAUUCUCAUAAGAGCAAAGAGUGGCAGAAAUAUGCAUCAGCUACAGCAGCAGCGUACACGAACGAGCUUCUAUCAGUUAUACCUACGACGGGAAUUGAAUCAAGUUCGAGUAGAGAAGUGAUUCAAGACAGGCGACGGCUUCUGAUGGAUUCACUGUCGUUUUCAAAAAUUGAUGCUCGACAUUCCAACAUCAAGCCUGCUCAUGGCAAGACAUGCGCAUGGCUGCUCAGUCAUCCCGAUUAUAUAGGAUGGCUAGCUCCCACUGAAUACCCUCAGCAUCAUGGGCUUCUUUGGAUUCAUGGAAAACCUGGCGCUGGAAAGUCAACUUUAAUGAAGUAUAUUUACACGCGUGCACAAGAGAACGCAGGUAUCACUCUCUCUUUCUUCUUCAAUGCAAGAGGAGAUGCUUUAGAGAAAUCGACAGAAGGAAUGUACCGAUCAUUACUACUUCAACUUCUCGAAAAACUGCCAGACCUCCAAGAAGUGCUCGAUCAGGCUGGCUACCAUUGUUCAAGCUAUAAUAGCAAUGUCCCAUGGCGGAUUGAUUCCCUCCAAAGCCUCUUUUCUGCUGCUAUCGCUAAGAUUGGGAGACAACGAGUAACAUGCUUCAUUGACGCUCUUGAUGAAUGUAGUGAGUCUCAGGUUCGGGAUAUGGUUGAAUAUCUUGAGCAGCUUGGGCAGUAUGCCCUUGAAUCUGGAAAGCAGCUUUACAUAUGUUUUUCGAGUCGUCACUACCCCACAAUCUGCAUACAGCACGGACGCUCGUUGACAUUGGAAGACCAGAAUGGACAUAGUCUAGAUCUAGAAAAGUAUGUUCGAAACAAGCUUAAGGCUGGGAAAGGAAAAGACGUCGAGCCCAUCAGGGCUGAGCUUCUUCAAAAGUCUGCUGGCGUUUUUAUGUGGGUUGUUUUAGUUGUCGACAUCCUGAACGAAGAAUUCGAACGAGGUCGUAUUUUUGCAGUACGGAAACGACUACGAGAAACACCCGCUGAACUGAGUGCAUUGUUCAAGAACAUCUUGCGACGAGACAACAAGAAUAUGGCGGAUCUUUUGCUUUGUAUUCAAUGGAUACUCUAUGCGAAAUGCCCAUUAAAACCCGAAGAAUUUUACUUUGCAGUAGUAGCCGGGCUGGAUCCGGAGCCGCAAAACUUAAGUGAAUGGGAUCCUCAAUACAUCACAACAGAUGAUAUAAAACGAUUUGUUUCAAGUUCAUCAAAAGGGCUCGCCGAAGUCACUAAGCCCAGAGCUGGAACCGUUCAAUUCAUCCACGAGUCUGUACGGGAUUUUCUCCUGAAAGACGGAGGCAUUCGUGACUUGUGGCCUGACCUGGAGAGAGAUUUCCAAAGUCGGAGUCAUAAUCAGCUGAAGGAAUGUUGUUACACUUUCAUGAAAACAGAUAUAUCUGUUCACGUUUCGUUUGAUCGCAUGAAAACAUAUGUAUCUAAAUACGAUCAACGGCUCCCAAAAGCAUCUUCCGAUGAAGCAAAAGCUUUGCGACAGCGGCUAUCAGAAAAGUUUCCUUUCCUCCAAUAUGCGACCCACAACGUACUUUACCAUGCCAACGCUGCUGCGAUAGAUUUACCUCAAGAAAAGUUUCUGAAGACUUUUGACCUUGAAAGCUGGAUUUACCUGAAUAACGUGAUCGAAAACUUCGAAAUUCGUCGUCACACUCCAUCUGCAAGUCUGCCAUACAUUCUUGCCGAGAACAACUUUGCCAGUCUCAUAAACAGAGAGCGGUACGCAUCUCCCCUGUUCGCUGCCAUAGUGAACGGACAUCAGGAGGCAAUAGUGGCUCUCUUACAGUUGGGGGAAACGGCGCUCGUUGAAAAUGGACUUAGGGAAUUUAAAUCAUCUAGAUACGGGCAGAAUUUCAAACUCAGCAAGGGACAAACACCAUUGCACUGGGCUAUGAAGGGAGGAUGCACUGAUAUCGAGUCAGAGUAUAACGAUUCUCGCCCUCUAAGCCUAGCUGCUGAGCACAAACAUACAGAGAUUCUAAAGUUAUUGCUAGAUCGGGGUGCUAAUACUGAGCCAGGCACUCUGUCAUUCGCCAUUUCGUGUGGACAUACAAACGCCAUACAGCUAUUGUUGGAUCGUGGUGCUGAUAUUGAGUCAAAAGAUAGAUUUGGCUUCACACCACUAUUCUGGGCUGUUAUACAAAGACGUCUAGAGAUCGUGAAGCUGUUAUUGCAUAGGGGUGCUAAUUUCAGGGCUAUGGACAAUGCUGGCGACACCCCAAUGUCACUCGCUAUGCGCUAUAAGCAUGAAGAGAUGGUACGGGUAUUAUCGGCGUUCGAGAACGGUCAAGAAAAUUAA